Molecule: messenger RNA, 1565 nt
Organism: Cicer arietinum (chickpea)
Lineage: Eukaryota; Viridiplantae; Streptophyta; Magnoliopsida; Fabales; Fabaceae
Product: transcription factor BC1
Biological process (GO): regulation of DNA-templated transcription
Cellular component (GO): nucleus
Molecular function (GO): DNA-binding transcription factor activity; protein dimerization activity
Source: RefSeq, a predicted model, not a curated record
CCAUAUUCUAUAUAUAGAGCUAGACAUUUUUGUCACUAGACCAAACUUUAAUUUCCUGUGAGUCCUUAGCACCACAACUGUCUCACUUUCUUGACAACUUAAUAGCAUUUUCAAAACCUUAAUCUCUCUCAUAGAAAUAUGGCAGCUUUUUCAUACCAAUAUCAUCCUUUCCUUGUUGACUCAGCAUUCAUGCUUAAUAUUAACACUGGUCCUCCUCCUUCACAAUUUCACCUUCAUCAAGAAACAUCUUUCAACAUGGAUACAAAUUGUGUUGAUGAAACCUCCAAAAUUACCACCAAUGACAACAAUGAGCCUUUUGUCGUAAAAAACCUUAGUCCUCAGUCCUCUAUGGUACUUGACAAGCUUCAAAUUGGUGAUGAACAAACUACUCAUAUAGUUACAACUAUGGACAAGAAAAAGAGAACCAGAAAUAAUGGACCUUCCUCUAGUAACCCCCAAUCUAAGGAAAUGGAAGCUGAAGGGAGAAAGAAGAAACAGAAGAAGAGUAAAGAAGAGGAGAAGACAAAAGCAGAGAAGAAGGAUCAGAGAAAGUGUUUGGAAGAGCCUCCAACUGGCUAUAUCCAUGUCAGAGCAAGAAGGGGUCAGGCCACUGAUAGCCACAGCCUUGCUGAAAGGGUGAGAAGAGAGAAAAUCAGUGAAAGGAUGAAGAAAUUGCAGCAACUUGUGCCAGGCUGUGAUAAGGUCACUGGAAAGGCCCUUAUGUUAGAUGAAAUAAUCAAUUAUGUUCAAUCUUUACAGAAUCAAGUAGAGUUCUUGUCAAUGAAACUUGCUUCUGUGAAUCCUAUGAUCUAUGACUUGGCAACAGACCUAGACACUUUCUUGGGUAGAACAGAGAAAUUAAAUAGCUUAGCAUCACCUUCACCUCUAUCAUCAGUGUCUGUGUCACAUUGCAACAGUCCUAAACAAGCCACCACUUUUGCCGAUCCAACAACCAACAUCUUCCAAACUGCUACUGACUACCUUUUGGAUAAUUCAGCUUCAAUUUUUCUUCAAGGGCAGAGAUCAAAUGUUGUCUCUGAGGAUGGUAGUAAUUUUUGGGACACAGAAGACCAACGACAAAAGUUUCUCCUUCAUUCACAUGGAUUCAGCAACAACUUAUGUUCUUUUCAUUAAUUCAAAAUUCACAGAGGAUUUGUUAGCUUUUACAAUAGGCAAGGAAAGAAGUUAUGCAUUAAUUAACACUUGGUAUGAAUAUGAGUAGCAUAAGAUUAAAGUGACAUAUGAAGAUGAGUAAAUGAAUGGAGGAAGAACCGAAAAUGACAGAAAAUGCAGACCAAAUAUAAGACCAUAUCUUUUUUUCUAGAUCCGUUGUUCUGUUUCAGUUGUUUUUUUGACUACCUAUGCUAUGUUACACAAAUUACGAGAGACUACUGAACCUACGUACUAUGUCUACAUCUACAUCAGAGACAUUGAAAUUUAUGUCAUUGUAAAUUAUUGAAGUAUCGAUUCUUGUGGUGGCAGUUAUUCUGUUGGUACAGAACAGUUAAAUUUAUUUCAUUAUUAUUAUUACUAUUGAGAAAUGAGGGGUUGAAUAUUAUCAUUCA